AUGAAUAGUUUGGGUAGAAUAUUAGAGUUUGGGUACUACUCUAUUCUACUCUACUCGAUCUUCAACUCCAUCUUAAACAAAGAAAAAAAGAAAUCAAUAGAAGAAGCGUCGGCAGCGAUCUUCUCCGACGAUCUUAUGGUAGAAAUUGUAUCCUGGCUUCCGGUGAAAUAUGUUAUGCAACUCAGGUGUGUUAACAAGUUUUUCAAUACUCUCGUCUUUGAUCCUCACUUCAUUCAAAUGCAUCUCAGUAAAUCAACACAAAAUUUGCAGCUCUCAUUCACGAGUUUUGAGAAUAAUUCUGCUGAUUUUACUAAGUCGGAAGAUUGGGAUUCCAGAUGGAUAACUCUCUCUAUUCCUGAUUUACUACUCCAAAACACAGUUACCAUCUCUCACCUUUCCGAUUCAUACUAUCGAUUGAGCAGGUCUCCACAUUACCGAUGGGUUAUUGGCUCAUGCAAUGGAUUGCUAUGCGUGUAUGGUAACUCAUGGCCUGAUCAAUAUCUUUAUUUCUGGAACCCAGCUAUGAGAAAAGAAUCAAAAAGAAUUCCAUUAUUUUUCGAUAUUUACAUCAAUAGAAAUUUUGACUUCUCUUUUGGUUAUGAUAAUUCGACUCAAACAUAUAAGGUGGUAGCAUUCUACGUAGAGUUGAAUUCUGAUAGUAAUCCAAAAAGUGUGGUGAAAGUUUUCAGUUUGGGGGAUAAUUCUUGGAGAGAUGUUCAAUGUCUCCCUUUGGUUCCACUUUAUUGCCUUCUUGGUAUUAAUGAUUUUCACAAUGAAGGUAUGCAUUUUAAUGGUACUAUUAACUGGUUUGCCCUUGAUGACAUCAAUCUCGAUCGUAGUGCUGCUGCUCUUGAUCGAUGUGUGAUUCUUUCUCUUGAUCUCUCCACCGAGACAUAUACUAAAUUGUUGCUACCUCGGGGAUUGGAUAAGGUCCCGGCUGGUUAUCCCCCAAAUCUUGUGGUUUUGAUGGAUUGUCUUGGUUUUUGUCAUGAUUUUGACAAAACCCAUUUUGUUAUAUGGCAAAUGAAGGAUUUUGGCGUUCAAGAGUCUUGGCUUCAAUUAUUUAAAAUUAGUUAUGAGAAUUUUGCACGAGAGAAUUUGUUGCCAUUGUAUCUUUCUGAGAAUGGUGAUACACUGGUAUUAGGGAAUGAUAGACACAGGGAGGCAUUUAUCUAUAACUGCAGAGACAAUAAAGUAGAAAAAAUUAAAAUUGCUGACCGUACAAAUUGGGAACUGGGCAACUAUUAUGUUGAAAGUUUGGUUUCAACCGAUUGA
Molecule: messenger RNA, 1275 nt
Organism: Trifolium pratense (red clover)
Lineage: Eukaryota; Viridiplantae; Streptophyta; Magnoliopsida; Fabales; Fabaceae
Product: F-box/kelch-repeat protein At3g06240-like
Exons: 1
Coding region: 1-1275 (424 amino acids)
Molecular function (GO): protein binding
Source: RefSeq, a predicted model, not a curated record